This is a messenger RNA of Entelurus aequoreus (snake pipefish), 601 nucleotides long. Its product is annotated as myosin-1B-like. Lineage: Eukaryota; Metazoa; Chordata; Actinopteri; Syngnathiformes; Syngnathidae. Gene Ontology annotation, cellular component: myosin complex. The coding region runs from base 1 to 579 and encodes 192 amino acids. The transcript has 6 exons. The record is from RefSeq and is a predicted model, not a curated record.
AUGUGCAACGGGAACGUGAAGUUCAAGCAGAAACAGCAUGAGGUACAAGCGGAGCCCGGCCGCACUAAGGUGGCUGACAAGGUUGCCUACCUCAUGGGUCUCUACGCCGCUGAGCUGCUGAAGGUGCUGUGUUAUCCUCGAGUUCAGGUUGGGAAUGAGUAUGUGACCAAAGGCCAAACACCUCAGCGGAAAGAGCUUCAGAAGCUGGAGAACCGGGUUCGAGACUUGGAAAACGAAUUGGAAGCGGAGCAGAAACGUGGCUGCAAAGCCAUGAAAGGAGUGCACAAAUACGAGAAGAAGAUCAAAAAAAGCAUACAUCCUUCUCCUGUGUUUCAGGGCGAGGAAGAAAAGAAGAACGUGACGAGGCUUCAGGAUUUAGUCAACAAGCUGCAGCUGAAUGUGAAAGGGUACAAGUGGCAGUGCGAGGAGGUCACUGAGGAACAGACCAGCAUCAACAUGGCAAAGUUCCGGAAGGUGCAGCAUGAACUGGAGGCAGCCGAGGAGCGAGCGGACAUCGCAGAGUCUCAGUUGAAUGAACUGCGAGCUAGGAGCCGUGACAUUGUUGGCAAAGUGGAGUAGAAAACUGCAUGCUUCAUCUUAG